Molecule: messenger RNA, 5748 nt
Organism: Lolium perenne
Lineage: Eukaryota; Viridiplantae; Streptophyta; Magnoliopsida; Poales; Poaceae
Source: RefSeq, a predicted model, not a curated record
UAGAGUUUAAACAGCGAGAGGAGAAGCAGCAGCAGCCCGCAGCAGAGGGAGAGGAGUCCCAAUCCCACGCCGCCUCCCACCACCACCACCGCGCGCGCGCGAGCUCGCUGACGGCGCGGAACCCUAGGCGCGGGAGGAGAUCUCUCGCGCGGGGCGCGGCGCGGCGCGGCGGCGACGCCCACUCGCCGGCGGCGGCGGGGGAGGGCGGCCCCCAUGCCUUUGGCGCCCCGAUCGGAGCCGAUCGGUGGCCGCGUCAGCCGUCGCAGCACCUCACCGUCCGCGGCGGCGGGCGCCGGAGAAGCGGAGGCGGCGCCCAAGGGAGCGGAGGAAGAGGAGGAGGAAGAGGAUGGCGCUGUUCCGCAAGUUCUUCCUCAAGAAGACGCCGGAUCGGCUGCUCGAGAUCUCCGAGCGGGUCUACGUGUUCGACUGUUGCUUCUCAGCGGAAGCCUUGGGCGAGGACGAGUACAGGGACUACUUGAGCGGCGUUGUGGCGCAGUUGCAGGACUACUUCCCCGAUGCGUCGUUCAUGGUCUCCAAUUUCUGGUCUGGGGACAAGAGGAGCCGGAUUUCAGAUAUACUGUCCGAGUAUGACAUGACGGUCAUGGACUACCCGCAGCAGUACGAAGGGUGCCCGCUCCUUCAGCUCGAGAUGAUCCACCAUUUCUUGAAGUCGUGCGAGAACUGGCUGUCAGUGGAAGGGCAGCAGAACAUGCUUCUAAUGCACUGCGAAAGAGGGGGGUGGCCAGUGCUUGCCUUCAUGUUGGCCGGACUGCUUCUGUACCGGAAAACAUACGCUGGCGAGCAGAAGACUCUAGAGAUGGUCUACAAGCAGGCGCGCAGGGACUUUAUCCAGCAGUUCCUUAAGUUGAAUCCUCAGCCUUCGCAUCUUAGAUAUUUGCACUAUGUAACAAGACACGGAAGUGGUUCGGAAUGGCCUCCGGUUAGCCGGACUCUCGUCUUGGAUUCACUAGUUCUCCACACCACGCCUAGAUUCGAUUCUGAUGGGGGCUGUAGGCCGUAUUUGCGUAUACAUGGGCAAGACUCAAGUCCUGGUAACAAGAGUGCAAAGGUUCUUUUUGAGGUGCCAAAGACCAAGAAACAUCUCCGGCGUUAUGGGCAGGCCGAAGUUCCGGUGAAGCUUAGUGCUUUUUGCCGUGUUCAGGGAGAUGUGGUUCUUGAAUGCAUCCACAUUAGCAGUAACUUUGAUCGUGAGGAAACAAUGUUCCGUGUCAUGUUCAAUACUGCAUUCGUUCAAUCAAAUGUCCUUGGGCUGAAUCGUGAUGAUAUCGAUGCUGCUUGGAAUGUGAAUAAUCAGUUCCCGAGGGACUUCCGAGCAGAGGUACUCUUUUCGGACCCGGAUUCCUUCAAGCCUUCUGCUGCAGUAGAAGAGGCAGGUGAUGAUGGAGAUGAGACUGAUGUUGCAUCAGUAGAUACAGGAGAUGAGUUUUAUGAAGCAGAGGAGGAUUGGCAUGAUGCUAGAAAGGAUCCAGAUACUCAAUCAACUGAAGGAAGAAUUUCAUUAGAAGUUGGCAACACAGAAUUGGAUGGUGACGCAAGUGAGAGAAACAGCACCGUAGAGAAUCAUCUGACUGAUGAGGAUGUGAAGAUUAUUAUCUCUGAGCAUUCAGGUGGCAUGAACAACAAAGGGCCAACUGCACCUGUUCCAAGUUUGGAAAAUCAUGGAGGUUUACAGAAGGCAUGCAAGGUUCUUGAGAAGUCUAAGUUAAGCAACGAAAGUGACCAAGAAGACCAUGCUGUGCAGGACAUACAGGUUGUUGCUGCUUCUAUAGGUUCAGAAGGGCGCAAGUUUGGAUCUAACUGUCAGGAGGAUACAAAAGGUGUAAUUGCACAAACCUUAGUUACUGCAACUGAUCCAAGUUGCAGUGAUGAAGUUCAGUGUCACCCAGGUGAAUCCACAAAACUAUCAAGAUACAGUGAUUUGGACUAUAAUGCUUUCAGUCCUCCUAGAACAUUAUCUAGCAUGGAUGAGGAUACCCACUUGAGGACAUUGCCAAAUGAAAGGCACCAGAAUGGUGACAUCAAGAUUAUUACUGAAAACACAGUAACUGUGGACAGUGAGCUACUGAUCUAUGAAGAGAAAACAGUAGUUGAUAAUGGAAAUGUAACGCAGGAGGUAAAGAAUGUUGUCAAGGAAGAGAGUGCUAUUGUUUCAAAGAUAGAAAGAACUGCUAUUGAGAAUAUGGACUCACGAGAUAACAACAAUUACAAGGUAGAAAAGGUUAAGGUUGCUGAUACAGCUGAUAGAAGAUUGGAUCAAAGUAAAUUGAAAUCUGAUCUUGGAGAUACCAUACCUGCAAAGAUCAGUCUGCAGGAUAGUAUUGUUGUGUUACCAGCUAAUGAAAUAGCAACGCAAAUGAAAGCCAAGCGAGAAGAGGGUGGUGGCAGAUGGGAUUUGGGCAUAGCUCUUCCUCAAAGUAAAAUAGAAGCUAGAGAUAAUAAUAAUAGCCCAAAGAUAAGUGAUGUCCAAAGGCAAGCACCAGAUAAAUCAUUUUCCUCGGUAUCAAAGAAGGUACCAGUAGGUAAUGCACCUGAGCCAGUGUUAUUGGAAGCAAUGGUUGGGAAUAAUGGUCAACUGGAAGAGCAAUCAAAGCCAUCCAAACCAAAAACAAUACGUAGAUGGGUCUCACCCAAGAAGGAAUCUGAAACUGCCUCUGUGCAUAGGCCAUCUCACCCUCCAUCCAGAUAUGACAGUUCUCCAGCUGCACUAGCUAUCCGUUCCAUGUCUACAGAUUUCAAAGUCAAUAAUGUGAAAGGUGCACCUCUAGUACGACCUGGAACGCUGUAUGGCAAUCACUUAACACAAGAUGCAACACUGUCUCCUCGAUUUCCUUCACGACGACCGUUGUUGUCAGGUGCACAAGCUGCACCAAGAAUUGAAGCUACAGCUCCUACUCCACCUCCACCACCGCCACCGCCACCUCCAUUCUAUGCUUCUUCAAGUUCAUCUACGAAGCAACUAUCACCUCCACCUCCACCACCGCCCCCUCCAUUCUAUGCAUCUUCAAGUUCAGCUACGAAGCACCUAUCACCACCUCCACCUCCACCUCCACCACCUCCUCCUCUGGCUUCAGUAGGCUUGUCAAACAUACCUCCCCCUCCCCCUCCACCUCCACCUAUGUCUUUUGGAGCACAAUCACAGAACUUUGCACCUGCCCCUUCCCCUCCUACUCCGCCCGCCCGUGGAAACAUUCCACCACCACCUCCACCUCCUCCAGUUCAAUCAUUCAUAACACGUUCAGGUGCUCCUCCUCCUCCUCCUCCACCUCCACCACCAAUGGCACGCUCUACUGCUCCUCCUCCACCGCCACCUCCCCCACUUCCAGUGACACGUUCUGGUGCUCCACCUCCACCACCACCGCCUCCUCCUAGGGCACUUUCUACUGCUCCUCCACCUCCUCCUCCGCCACCACCACCAAUGACCCGUUCAGGAGCACCACCUCCCCCGCCCCCUCCUCCUGGUGCACGUCCUGGACCUCCACCUCCACCACCCCCUCCAGGUGCACGUCCUGGCCCUCCACCUCCCCCACCCCCUCCAGGUGGCCGUCCAAGUGCUCCACCUCCCCCACCUCCUCCAGGCCGACCAGGAGCUCCACCUCCCCCACCUCCUCCGGGCCGACCAGGAGCCCCACCUCCCCCGCCUCCGCCAGGCCGACCAGGAGCUCCACCUCCCCCGCCUCCACCUGGAGGUGGCGGGAGAGCACCUCCGCCACCACCUGCACCUGGGGGAAGGCUUGGUGGCCCUCCUCCACCUCCUCCUCCAGGUGGCCGUGCACCACCUCCUCCUAGAGCACCAGGUGCGCCACCACCACCAGGAGGCAAUCCUAGUAGUUUAUUAUCGAACUCCUUGGGUAGAGGGCGCGGCGGGGCUGUACGCACUCCAGCAUCAGGUUUUGGGGCUGCAGCUGCACGCAAAUCAACAUUAAAGCCACUGCAUUGGGUGAAAGUGACAAGGGCUGUGCAAGGUAGUCUCUGGGAGGAAUUGCAGAGAUAUGAUGACCCACAGAGUGUAUCGGAUUUCGAUUUAUCAGAACUGGAGAGCCUUUUUCCAGCAGUCGUACCAAAGUCCGAUAACACCUCCAAAAAUGACCGGAGAAAAUCUCUUGGAUCAAAGCCAGAGAAAGUUCACCUGAUUGAGCUGAGGAGGGCAAACAACACAGAGAUCAUGCUGACCAAAGUGAAAAUGCCGCUGCCAGAUUUGGUGAAUGCGGCCCUGGCACUGGAUCAAUCUACCUUGGAUGUUGAUCAAGUGGAGAAUCUCAUAAAGUUCUGUCCAACAAAAGAGGAAAUGGAACUUCUUAAGAACUAUACUGGAGACAAGGAGCUUCUGGGAAAAUGUGAACUGUUCUUCCUCGAAUUGAUGAAAGUCCCACGAAUGGAGUCAAAACUGCGAGUGUUUUCCUUCAAGAUCCAGUUUGGUUCACAAGUUGCAGAUCUUGGGAAAAGUUUGAAAACAAUAGAUUCUUCAUGUAAUGAGAUCCGAAGUUCUCUCAAGUUGAAGGAAAUAAUGAAGAGAAUACUCCUCCUUGGAAAUACAUUGAACAUGGGAACUGCUAGAGGUGCUGCAGUUGGCUUCCGGUUGGAUAGUCUGCUAAAACUUACAGAUACCCGGGCAACAAAUAAUAAGAUGACAUUAAUGCACUACCUCUGCAAGGUGCUUGCUGCAAAAUCACCACAUCUUUUGAACUUCUAUGUGGAUCUUGUUAGUUUAGAAGCUACAUCAAAGAUACAACUGAAAAUGUUAGCAGAAGAAAUGCAAGCAGUCAGUAAAGGGCUGGAAAAAGUUGAGCACGAAUUUAAAGCUUCAGAAAGUGAUGGUCCAGUGUCAGAAAUUUUCCAUGAGAAACUGAAAGAGUUCACUGACAAUGCUGGAGCAGAUGUGCAGUCAUUGUCUUCAUUGUUCUCUGAAGUGGGAAAAAAGGCUGAUCAGCUGAUCAAAUAUUUCGGCGAGGACCCUGUGCGUUGCCCAUUUGAACAAGUUAUGUCUACCCUGUUGACAUUUGUAACAAUGUUUCGAAAAGCACACGAGGAGAAUGUCAAGCAAGCUGAUCUUGAGAAGAAAAAAGCUCAAAAAGAGGCAGCAGAAGCAGAAAAGUCUAAAAGUGCACAGUUGGCCAGUAAAAAUGACUCAAAAGCUUCAAAUCCAAGCCGGCAAGCAAAACAAACGUUAGAGAAAACAAGAUCUAUAAGUAGACGAGGAAAAGAUACUGGGUGAUCUGAGAUGACCAACUCCAGUUGUUGUGUUGAUCUGCCCAUGGGGCAAAUGCAUGCCUGCUCGAUGGAUGGGGAAGGACCGAGGAUUCACACUGCGUCUUUGAGGGGCAAGAGAAGUUGUGGGAAAGGAUGCAGUCAUCAGCGGAAGUAGCACGCGUCGAAGCAACUGCACAAUACUCCCUCUACGGUCUCACUGGCAAUGGUCGACUAUUUUUUCCCUACGGCCAGCAGGGGUUCAGUACCAACAUCUGACUGCUGUAAAGAACUAACUGUGAAGCUAACUUCAUUCUUUUUUUCUUACCUGUGCUACGUUACUUGUUCUUUCUAACACCGGUGGCCAAGUACAGGCGUAGCCUUAGGAAGGUACAACCAGGCAGAAAGUACAGGGCACAAAGGUGCGAAUUGUACAAAUAGGAGUAGGGAAAGGGUAGAGAAACAAUGGGAGCAAAGAUAUGUGCUUGGUGGAGUAAAUAUGAGAUGUAAAUACAUCUGUAGCAUGGCCAAUCAUAUUUUUUU